Molecule: messenger RNA, 1510 nt
Organism: Podarcis raffonei (Aeolian wall lizard)
Lineage: Eukaryota; Metazoa; Chordata; Lepidosauria; Squamata; Lacertidae
Gene: SCAMP4
Product: secretory carrier membrane protein 4
Exons: 7
Coding region: 167-856 (229 amino acids)
Biological process (GO): protein transport
Cellular component (GO): recycling endosome membrane; trans-Golgi network membrane
Source: RefSeq, a predicted model, not a curated record
CCUCUUCGAGGACUACGACUCCCAGAGGCGCACCGCGGCGAAGCGGAGGGCCGGGGGAAAAGAGCGAAGGGCGGCGUUGGCGGCGGCGGCAGAUGCUGGCAGAGGCGGCGGCGGAGGGUCGACUCUGACUUGAAAACCGCCCCGUGGGAAACACCCGAAGGACAAAAUGGCAGAGAAAGUCAACAACUUCCCCCCGCUCCCCAAAUUCAUCCCGCUGAAACCGUGCUUCUACCAGAACUUUGCCGACGAGAUUCCAAUCGAUCAUCAGACGCUGGUGAGACGGAUCUAUCACUUAUGGAUCUUCUAUUGCAUCACCUUGGGCGUCAAUCUCAUCGCCUGCCUGGCCUGGUGGAUCGCCGGCGGUUCCGGGGCCAACUUCGGCUUGGCGCUUCUCUGGCUCCUCGCUUUCAGCCCCUGUGGUUACGUCUGCUGGUUCCGGCCGGUCUACAAAGCCUUUAGGUCGGACAGCUCUUUUAACUUCAUGGCUUUCUUCUUUGUCUUCGGAGCCCAGUUCGUCCUGACCGUCAUUCAAGCCGUCGGCAUCGGCGGCUGGGGAGCGUGCGGUUGGCUUGCGGCCGUGACGUUCUUUGGCACGAGCAUCGGCGCUGCCGUGAUCAUGCUCAUCCCGGCGAUCAUGUUCACGUUUUCGGCACUGGUGAUGCUGGUUUGCCUUCUGCGGGUCCACCGGCUUUACCGCGGCGGCGGCGGAAGCUUCCAGAAAGCUCAGGACGAGUGGCAGACUGGGUCGUGGCGGGACCCCCCGAGCCGGGAAGCUCAGUUCAGCAACUUCUCUGGGAACAGUCUCCCGGAGUACCCGACCGUCCCCAAUUACCCUCCCGGAGGCCGGUGGCCGUGAGUUCGAAACCGCUCCCGUCAGACUUGCGCCCGGAUCGUUUGUUUUUUCGUAUCGCUGUGCAAAUUUUUAUUUUUACAUCUUGCAGUUUUUGCGGAUUUUAAAAAUCAUUCCGGGUGGAAGAAUAACAUGCAAGACGUUCGUCUUUUCCCUGUUGUUUUUUUUCAUCUCUCUCAAUUUGUUUCAAAUCAUCUCAAUGUUCUCCUUGCCUUUAUGGCGACCGCAGAAGAAUUUGGAGGAGCUUGCUGGUUUGGAACUGCAGGAAGCGUGGCUGUUGCCAACAUUUGACUAGUUUGCCUGGAGGGAUGUGAGCUGCCAUUUCUAUUCCUCUAUUCUCCCUGCGUCCAUCCUCACUUUUUUGCCAAUGGAUGAACGUCACAGGCCUAGGGGAAAAAGUCACAUCCUUAAACCUUCCUAAAAUCUGCCUUCACGGUCAACCUUUUGCCUAAAAGAGCAGUGGAUCACCGCCACGUUCUUCGCCUGCAGGCUGUUUUGCAUUUUCGGGAGCCUCCGCUCAUGCAAAUAGUUGUGAGAGGAGGAGAAAGAAGCCUUUGAUUAUUAUUAUUUUAUUUUUUUGUUACGUGCCCAAGAACGGCAUUGCCCAUUCUCUGCCGUUCCUUUGAGGCCGCAGCGGUGAGAGAGAACUUGAUAACGUUG